CUCUCUCUCUCUCCUCUCCCCCCCGUCCGCUCUCUCUCUCUCUAGGGUUUUUCCCCACUUCGCUUUGCUUCCCCACCUGCUCUCUCUCUCUCUCGUCCCCAUCACCGUCGCCAUCACCUCUCUCUCUCUCUCUCCCCUCGGCUCCAAUGGCGGACGCCGACGCUAACACCCAGCCCCCCGACGCCGCGGCGUCCCCGAUCGCCUCGAUCUCCCCCUCCUCCGUCGGCGCCGCGGACGCCGACGCCGACGCGAUCGAGAAGCAGCUCGCCGGGCUGGGCAUCGCCGUCGCUGGCGGGGGCGGGUUCCCGGGGCCCUCGGGAUGGGACGACGUCCCCGUCCCUGUCCCCGUCGCCGUCGGCGGCGGCGAUGAAGUCGCCGCCGAGAAGGUGCGGGGGCCACCGCCGGCGCCGGCGGGGGCGGCGGAUGGCAAGGUGCGCUUCCCACGCCGGCCCGGGGAGCCGGACUGCAGCUUCUACGUCAAGUUCGGCAGCUGCCGCUUCGGGAUCAAGUGCAAAUUCAACCACCCGUCGCGGAAGAAGAAAAGCAACAGGGCGCGAGGGAGUGGGAGCAGCGUGAGCGGGAGCAACAGCAGCAGCAAUAAAACAUCUUCGCCUGAUGAUGAUCAGGCUCCUAGAGAAGAAUACGAAGGCCUUGUUCCAGAUAUUUCAGAUUCUGUGAGCUUUCAUGAUAAGGGGAGUUCAUCUAACUCAGGAAAUCAUAGGAAGACGUCAUAUGAGGUUAUUGAUAUGAAGAAGGGGAGAAUGGAGUCAAAGGAAAAGAUUGCAGAAGAGCUUGAAAAGGGGGUGUAUUUCAAGAAGUUAGAUGAGACAAAUAUCACAAACCAGAAGAUUUUGAAGGGUGUCAAGGAUAAAAGAAAGGAAACCUUUUCGGAAGGGAGUCCUCAGGAGGAAUGCAAGUACUAUUCAACACCAGGUGGAUGCAAAUUUGGUACAGCUUGCAAGUACCUCCACCGUGAGGGAAGAGAAGGGAAAGCAGAGGUUGAAAAGGUCGAACUGAAUUUUCUUGGUCUUCCACUGCGACCAGGUGAAAAGGAGUGCCCGUUCUAUAUGCGCACUGGGAGCUGCAAAUUUGCCACUAACUGCAAAUUUCACCACCCAGAUCCUAGUAAUGUCGCUUCAAAAGAACCAGUUUUGGAACAUGAGAAUGGGGAUAAUCCACAGCAAAAUGUCCAAGGACCCUCUCAGCCAAGUGUUCCGAUAUGGCCUGAACAGAGAGCAUUGAAUGAGCAACAUGUUCCUUUUCUAGCUCCAGCGCCAUCGUACAGUGCAGGAAUGAUUCCACCUCAAGGAAUGUAUCCCUCUCCUGACUGGACUGGGUAUCACCAGGUUCCUGUGAAUCCAUAUUAUCCUCCUGGGGUCCCUUUUCCGCAUUUUCCAGCUCCUCAUAUGAAUCACCCGAUGUAUAAGGCUGCUGAUAUACCAGGACAUCAGCAACUACCUUCUGAUGAAUAUCCAGAGAGACCUGGCCAACCAGAAUGCCAGCAUUUUGUUAAGAGUGGUUUCUGCAAAUACAGGAUGAAAUGCAGAUUUCACCAUCCAAGAUCGUGCCAGCCUGCACCGCUAACAGGUCUUAGCCCUAUCGGCCUGCCUAUCAAACCUGACCAACCUGUGUGCACAUACUAUGGUCGCUUCGGUGUUUGCAAGUAUGGCCCAGCUUGCAUGUUCAACCACCCCUUCAACUUCGGGCCUCCCAUACCGGCAGCAGGGCCACCCCUCCCUGGCCAAUACCACCCCACACCUGGAAACUUCACCGUCUAGUGGGCAUGGAGACGAGCGAUUUAUCAGAGGUCGCCGCGAGUGCCUGUAAUAACUUCAACCUGUAAAAUAGCUGCAAGUGGCUGGCGGUAGAGAUCCAGCUUGCAAAUCGCAACGAAGUUGCACGAAGCUGGGUACAUUGCCUUUGGAUUCAUGGAAAACUACCUGAACCUGUUGAGACAGUACUGUAAACUUUAAGCUGUACAGCAAGUUACAGUUCGUACAUAACUGCCGUUGGGCUUAGAAUCCCUGUUUCUGUUUGCAUGUUUUGGUAGCAUAUAAACUGAUACAAGGACCUUAGUCAAAAUAAUUGGUGGUGGGUUGUGGUUUUCAGCUUU
Messenger RNA from Panicum virgatum (switchgrass), 2113 nucleotides. RefSeq names its product zinc finger CCCH domain-containing protein 65-like. The transcript is spliced from 11 exons. The record is from RefSeq and is a predicted model, not a curated record. The coding region runs from base 147 to 1778 and encodes 543 amino acids. Gene Ontology annotation, molecular function: metal ion binding; mRNA binding. NCBI's taxonomy places the organism in Eukaryota, Viridiplantae, Streptophyta, Magnoliopsida, Poales, Poaceae.